This is a messenger RNA of Solanum tuberosum (potato), 635 nucleotides long. RefSeq lists its product as uncharacterized. The transcript has 4 exons. The record is from RefSeq and is a predicted model, not a curated record. Gene Ontology annotation, molecular function: protein binding. Lineage: Eukaryota; Viridiplantae; Streptophyta; Magnoliopsida; Solanales; Solanaceae. The coding region runs from base 1 to 621 and encodes 206 amino acids.
AUGGAGACGAAGUUAGCGAAAACGGAGAAACCAGAGAUAGAUAAAUCUCACCUUGAUGAACGAAAACGAAUGGCUUACUGUGUUAGGGUUUCCGCUGGUGAAGAAGAAGAAGCGAUUCAAACUCCAACUGUGCAGAGGGUAUCAAAACAAAAGAGCACAAGCAUUGGGAACCAGCUAGCUACUCAGAUUUUGCAUAACGCUAUUACUAACAUGAGAUCGAUUGCUACAGAAGAUGAAGAAGUGACCGUGGAAGUUAGAGAUGCUUCGCCAGGACACUAUUUGUUGAAAAUUGAGUCUUUUUCUCUACUUUCAGAGAGUGGCAUUGACAAGUUUGAAUCAAAUGAAUUUGAGGCUGGUGGUUAUAAAUGGAAAAUGAUCAUUUAUCCCGAUGGGAACACACAUGAAAAUGGAAGUGGACAUAUUUCAGUUUACUUGGCCAUUUCAGGGACAACUUCCCUGCCUGCUAAUUGGGAAGUCAAUGCUAUAUGUACCUUCUUUCUGUUCAAUCAACUUCGUGACAAUUAUCUUUCAGUGCGAGAUAUAAUAUUAUGUUCCUUCUUAGCAUAUACAUUUCCCUUUAGUCUAUCUCAUCUAAGUUUUUUGGUUAUAUGGUUAUCGUGAAAUAGCAUUGAUCA